AUGCUUAUUAUAGAUGGCUAUGAUAUUUCUAAAUAUGCAGCAGAAUCACAGUUUACAUUCCUAAAUGUAGCAAAUUCUGAUGGAUUUUGGGAAUUGGAUUCUGAUUGUGUUGUUUUUGGCCAAAAAAGCUUUGCAGGAGGGUCUAAAGCAAGAAUAAGUCCAGGUACAAGCUACAUAUUGGGACCAAUAGAUGCUAUCAGUGGAAUUUUAAAGCUAUUAGAAGCUAAUUAUACUUGCUCGGCUGACAAUUUAGGACAACUAAAUUGUAAUUGCAACGAAAAUUACCCUGACUUUGUAUUUCAACUAACUUCCCCCCUCUGCGGGUGAACAAAAAUUUUUGUUCGCUCACGGAAGGGGGUUAAUAACGAUGGCCCCCCCUCAACCUUGAUAUCUACUGCAACAAAAAUUUUUCGAAAAAAUCUUCAUUCCUACAGAACAUAAAAAAUAUUAGUGCAUUUUUCUCUAGGUGAGUUUCUCAACAAAAAACCAUAAAGCAGCGCUACUGUAGGUGUGUCAAUGACCUUCUCAUCGAGAUUUGGACGGCUAUUGCAAUUACUCGCCAUUUUAAUAAACUUAUCUAGCUAAAAAGUACGGAAAAAUUUAAGAUGCGCAUCGAAAAUUUGUUGCAAGAGGAUUAGUAUUAAGAUUAUUACAGACAGGCGCUAGCCAUAUUGAUGACGCAGUCAUUAAAGACCUCCUGUACGGAAGGUUCUACUGCUUGUCGACUCCAGCCCAGAGGGUCUAUCCCUCUUACGAGUGCCCUUCCGGUACCUUAGGUCUCCUCCUUGCUUUGCGGUUCAGUCUUGAGUGCUUAUGGAUUUCUGCAGCCCUGCCACGAGCGAUUGGAGUAGCUUGAUCCCAAGGAUCAGCUCUUGUAGUCUAUUGGGUAUAAAAGUGCAUUUCUUCAACAGCUACAGGAAAAAGACUGUUUCCCCUGUGGCCUGGGCUGAAACCCCCAGUUUCUCGUUAGAGGAAUACCCAUGGGUCCUCGGAUCCAAGGACGUUGUUGAGCACCUCCAUUUCCAACCACAGGAAAGCAGCCAAAACCUACCUGGAUACACACUUCUUGAGCCUGCGUCUGAUUCUCGGCUAGGAGUCCGUCCCAGUUCGCUGUAGCGAUAAGGUCUGGACCACUGCGCCAAGAGGGCAUGUUGACGCGUGUCGCCAUUUUAAUUUAUAUAAUUUGUUGCAAGAGAUAUGAAAAUUAUUAUUUUUUUUAUAUAAAAUUUUAUAUUAAAAAAUUGCACUUUUGUUGUAAUAGACAUGAAGAUUAAAGGGGGGUUCAUCGUUAUUUUUUUCGUAGUUUAAAAAAAUCCUAAUUCGCAAAAAUUAGAAAGCAAAUACUAAUUUGCAUUGUAAAAUUUAUGUUUUAAACGCAAUUUGUUUAAAGUUAAGCUGAAUUAGCUCGAGAUUUCAUUAUACUAAUUAUCGCUUAUAAUUCAAAAUGUUUUCCAUAAAAGAUUUUAAAUUUUUGUUCAUCGCGGAGUGUGGGCUUUUGAGCAAAAAAAUAGUGAUUUUUCUAAUUGUUUUGUUCGCUCACGGAGGGGGGAGUAAGUGGAGUUCAAUUCAAAAUAAAAUCAGCUGGGUAUUUGCAAAAAGUUGAUGAAUAUUGCCAUCCAACUUUUGGCUAUUCAACAGUUACCAAUACAUGGAUUUUAGGUGACACUUUUCUCAGAAGAUUUUAUACACUUUACGACAAAGCCAAGCGCAGCCAAUUGUACAUCAAGCUCUGUUAA
Molecule: messenger RNA, 1736 nt
Organism: Blepharisma stoltei
Lineage: Eukaryota; Ciliophora; Heterotrichea; Heterotrichida; Blepharismidae
Source: the annotation of a GenBank genome assembly